This is a messenger RNA of Striga asiatica, 996 nucleotides long. NCBI's taxonomy places the organism in Eukaryota, Viridiplantae, Streptophyta, Magnoliopsida, Lamiales, Orobanchaceae. The record is from the annotation of a GenBank genome assembly.
AUGCAACCAUCCCCGACAGCAAACCCGUCGCCGGAAAACCCAGCACGGCACCGGCACCUGAUUCCAGAUUCAACGGAGGUGGCACUGAUGAUGUCGGCAUCGGCGGCGCAGGUGGUGAAGUUUUCCGGCAUAGCCCACUCGAGCUUGAUCCCGCGCCUCCCGGCCGUGCUCCCCGGCAGAACAACCCUCGAGGAAAAACCCCUGCACCCAAAUUUCGAGGCGAAAACCGAUAGGCUCUCGCCCGGCCGCCAAGCGCCGCCGUCGGAAAGCGGGGUAGCUGCCGCAUCCACUCGGAGAGCGGCCGCCGCCGCCACCGUUGUCUCGCAGUCCGCUUUGCACAGGGAGGAAUCCUCGCAGUCGUACAGAUCUAGCACGUUGUCGGUAGAAACCCCGAGGUGCUCGUCGCCGGAGAAGGGGAAAGACCUCUCCAGGUCGCCGUACGGGCGGCACGCGCCGCCGGUGGCGUUGGGGAAGUCGAGCAGGACGCCGUCGGGGAAGAAUUGCAGGAUUCCGGCCGGAGACGUUGAGGAAGAGGGCCGAGGAGUUGAGGCAGGAGAGGGAGAAGGCGGCGGAAAUCGGCGGUUGCGCGGCGGCGCAAGAAUUGUUCGGGAUGUAAAAUGGGAACGGGAUCUCGAGGGUCCCACACCUACUGCCGCCGCACUGAGUUACAGCGGCGUUCGCCGCCGCUAUUGGGCCGCAAGGAGGAAGAAUAAGAGGGUCGAGGUCAUGGCGGCGGCGGGAGGUGGUUGGUGGAGGCGGAGAAGGUGGCUAAUAGAAGCAUUUGGAGUCGGGGUGCCAAGAAAUCAUCGGAAAAAGGGAAAGGACGAUGGAUGGUCGGUGGAAUGGGACACAGUGCCUGCCUAUGCAUUCGCGCAAUUGGCCGGCGUCACGGCGUUGGGGGCUCGAAAGCCCCGCCACCUGAAAAAGCCCAACUAUACUAUACACAACUGGAGCGUUGGGGGUGUAAAUUGUAAAGUCAUAAUUCUCGUGAUGUAG